Argentina anserina (silverweed cinquefoil) is the source of this 1442-nucleotide messenger RNA. Its product is annotated as serine/threonine-protein kinase UCN. Bases 25 to 1272 code for a protein of 415 amino acids. Gene Ontology annotation, biological process: protein phosphorylation. Gene Ontology annotation, molecular function: ATP binding; protein serine/threonine kinase activity. NCBI's taxonomy places the organism in Eukaryota, Viridiplantae, Streptophyta, Magnoliopsida, Rosales, Rosaceae. Gene Ontology annotation, cellular component: plasma membrane; cytoplasm; nucleus. The record is from RefSeq and is a predicted model, not a curated record. The transcript has a single exon.
UCUCUCUCUCAAAACUCUAAAACGAUGGAGGAGAUUCCACUACCGUCGCAUUUCUCGCCGGAGCUCGACCUCGACACCCUCAAGCCCAUCAGCUUCCUUGGCAAGGGAGCCAUGGGCACAGUUUACCUAGUCUACGACCCAAAAUCCGACCCCUCCGCCGCCUCCCCUUUCGCUCUCAAACUCGUCGACAAGUCCCUCCUCCGCACCAAGCCCGACGCCGACCGCCGCGCCCGGUGGGAGGUCCAGGUCCUCACCCGCCUCUCCGACCCGGAAAACCUUCAUCCCUUCCUCCCCUCCCUCCUCGGCUCCUUCGAAUGCGACGAGUAUCUCGGAUGGGCCGUCCCUUACUGCUCCGGCGGCGACCUCAACGCCCUCCGCCACUUCCAAAACGACCGCGUCUUCUCCCCCGCCGUGCUCCGCUUCUACCUCGCCGAGAUCGUCUGCGCGCUCGAGCACCUCCAUACCAUGGGGCUCGCUUACCGUGACUUGAAGCCGGAAAACGUGCUGAUCCAACACUCGGGUCACGUGACCCUCACGGACUUCGACCUUUCCAGAAGCCUCAACCACCAAGCCGUUAAAACAGUCGCUAGUGCCGCGGACAACGCUGCGGAGGACACGCGGCGAAAGUCCCGCGGGAGCCUCACGCGCUGGAUCACCAUUAUCAACGACAACAAGAAAUCCAAGGCGGCCGGAGUAGGGUUGUUAAAGAAGGCCAAGUCCGCCCGGGUCAGCCCCGUCUGCCGCCGCAAGCCGAGCUUCUCCGACAACGGGGAACGGGCCAACUCGUUCGUCGGCACCGUGGAGUACGUCUCCCCGGAGAUCCUCCGCGGCGAGGGUCACGAUUUCGCCGUGGACUGGUGGGCGUUGGGGAUUUUAGCCUACGAGUGCCUCUACGGUAUGACGCCGUUUAAGGGGAAGAGCCGGAAGGAGACUUUCCGUAACGUGGUGACGAGGACGCCGGAGUUCGUGGGUCGACGGACGGCGCUGACGGACUUGAUCGAACGGCUGUUACAUAAGGACCCCACAAGGAGGUUAGGGUACGUGAGAGGCGCGUGCGAGAUCAAAGAGCAUGAGUUUUUCCGCGGGGUGAGGUGGGACCUACUGACGGAAGUUUCGCGGGCUCCGUUUAUUCCGCCGAGGGAGGAGGACGUAACGGAGAGGACGCGGGACUCCGAGAAAUGUGGAGCGAGCGUGAGGGAGUUACUUCAAAAAUUAAGGGCUCCUCCGUCGUCGAUGCCGCCUUCGCCGGAUUGUCAGUUUGCCGAGUUUUGACACGUGUGGGGAGGAUUUAAUGUACUUACGUACGUACACUUGUUGUACAAUAGAAUAACUGGUUAGAAUGUUGUUAGUAUAGACUAGUUUCAGAUUUAGACUUUGUAUUUGUAUAGCAGUUUAUACGGUGUAUAAAAUUUCCCGGUAGCUUUGUCUAUGCUCCGGCCACC